CAGGGAAUGACUUCCGGAACUUCUACUUCCGGCCCGGAAGAGCUGUGUCAGGGUGCAGGGACAGGGCAAGAUGGCGACAGCGGCUGUGAUUGAGUUCCAAAGAGCGCAAGAAAUGGUGGUUACCGAUAAGGCUGCGAGCAUAGAUAUACUCCAGUCCAUAGUGAAGCGAGAUAUCCAGGAGAGUGAUGAGGAAGCUGUGCGCGUCAAGGAACAGAGUAUCCUGGAGUUGGGUGGGCUUCUCGCCAAGACGGGACAGGCUGCAGAGCUUGGCGGACUCCUGAAAUAUGUACGUCCAUUCCUGAAUGCCAUCAGUAAGGCAAAAGCAGCCAGACUCGUACGAUCCCUGCUUGACCUAUUCUUAGACAUGGAGGCAGCAACUGGACAGGAGGUGGAGCUGUGCUUAGAAUGCAUUGAAUGGGCCAAGGAUGAGAAAAGGACCUUUCUACGACAGGCGCUGGAGGCUCGGCUUGUCUCUCUCUACUUGGACACUAAACGUUACCAAGAGGCGUUGCAAUUAGGUUCUCAGCUUCUACGAGAACUGAAAAAGAUGGAUGACAAAGCCCUUUUAGUUGAGGUUCAACUCCUGGAGAGCAAGACCUACCAUGCCCUUACCAACUUACCCAAAGCCAGAGCAGCCCUGACUUCUGCCCGUACCACAGCCAAUGCCAUCUAUUGCCCACCCAAGCUUCAGGCUGCCCUGGACAUGCAAUCAGGUAUUAUCCAUGCAGCAGAGGAGAAAGACUGGAAAACGGCUUACUCCUAUUUCUAUGAGGCUUUUGAGGGAAAUGAUUCUAUUGACAGUCCCAGAGCUAUCACAGCCCUGAAGUACAUGUUGCUCUGCAAGAUAAUGCUGAACACACCAGAAGAUGUGCAGGCCUUAGUGAGUGGGAAACUGGCUCUCCGUUACGCUGGGCGACAGACGGAAGCAUUGAAAUGUGUGGCCCAAGCCAGCAAGAACCGCUCCCUCGCCAAUUUUGAGAAGGCACUGACAGAUUACAAGGCAGAGUUGCGGGAGGACCCAAUCAUUAGCACUCACCUGGCCAAACUUUAUGACAACUUGUUGGAACAGAACCUUAUCCGAGAUAUUGAACCCUUCUCCAGAGUACAGAUUGAUCAUGUAUCCAGUCUAAUCAAGCUAUCAAAGCCUGAGGUAGAACGCAAACUCUCCCAGAUGAUCCUAGACCAGAAAUUUCAUGGUAUCCUAGAUCAGGGAGAGGGUGUCUUGAUAAUUUUUGACGAGCCGCCUGUAGAUAAGACAUAUGAAGCUGCUCUGGAAACCAUUCAGAACAUGAGCAAAGUGGUGGAUUCUCUGUACAACAAGGCCAAGAAACUGACAUAGGUCAUAUAAAAUAAUCGGCCCUUGAAGAAUCCGAGCAGCAGGAGCGGCGGACAACUCUCCUCCUCACGUGGGAUAGUGGAAAAGGGGCAGGGGCUACUGAAGGGAUUUUUUUUUUCUAUUCUCUCUCCCCCCCCCCCCCCCCCCUCCCCUCUCUUCAUUCUAACUAGUAACAUCUUUUGUUAUGAAUGAAUGAUUUUUAAAGUUCCAUUAAUGGGUGACAUAACAGCCAGGGCCCUUCCAGGUUCUGGGCUCACUGCGUGCUCUAUUUCCACUAUCUCACUGUUACACAUCCUGGGGGUGGGUAGAAUAUUUGCUUGUUUUAUAGAUUUUUCUGUGUACUUACCUGGAGCAGUGAUGUUGGGUGGGGUCCCUUUGAGCUAUCCCCUGGUCUUCAGACCCUUUGAUCUCUAGGCACAUAACAUAGCCAAAUGCUGCUGUACAUACUGUGUACCAUGUAGUGACUCCUAGGAGUCUGGAAGAUGCUGGGUAUGGCCCACGGUUUAGCUUCCACAGGGAACCCUCACUUCUGAUAAAUUAUAUAAACGGGUUUGCUGCUUUCAGGGAUUUAAUGAAACAAAAAAUUACUGUUGCCGCUCUUGUUACCACUUCCCUGUCCCUGCUUGUCUUUGGGUUUCAAUGUCCCAUAAGAGGUGCACAAUUUCCACCCAGCUGAAACCAGAGUAUAUCUGAUGUUCAGAUGUGUUCCAAUAAAGAUCUUUUUUUUUUUUUCUU
Messenger RNA from Pseudophryne corroboree (corroboree frog), 2071 nucleotides. It is a transcript of the gene PSMD11, whose product is annotated as proteasome 26S subunit, non-ATPase 11. Gene Ontology annotation, cellular component: proteasome regulatory particle, lid subcomplex. Gene Ontology annotation, biological process: ubiquitin-dependent protein catabolic process. Gene Ontology annotation, molecular function: protein binding; structural molecule activity. The transcript has 14 exons. NCBI's taxonomy places the organism in Eukaryota, Metazoa, Chordata, Amphibia, Anura, Myobatrachidae. The coding region runs from base 71 to 1339 and encodes 422 amino acids. The record is from RefSeq and is a predicted model, not a curated record.